AUGCCCUCCUCCCACAGCAACAACCACGUCACUGACUGGUUGGCCCGCCAGCAAGCUGUUCGCCGUAACCAGCGAUCAGCCCAAGACCCUUAUCCCACUACCCCUCCUGACGCUCUUUCAACGUCUGGCAUGGACUCCUCUGAUUCUGUGCUGGCUCUUGCCCACGGCAGGCUGGCAAGAGAUCUCGAGGAGGAGUACCGGGUCACGGCCCAAAAAUUCAAGGAGUCGACGGCUCUGCUGGCAGAGCUGAGACGGUAUCCUCAGUGGAACCCUGUCCCACUUAGGAGGCGUUCGGCAGCUCGAGCAAUGCAGCUGUAUGAUUUGAUCAAGAUUGCCACCGCACUCGAGAUCGCAGAGGCUCGAGAGCGCAGGUUCUACGAGUGGUGGAGGACACUGAGCACUGCCGAGCAACAAGCACGCUUGUCUUUUGCCCAAGACGUGGCUCCUCGCCGAUGGCCAGACAAGGCUUGGCUGUAG
Exserohilum turcica Et28A is the source of this 477-nucleotide messenger RNA. RefSeq lists its product as uncharacterized. Lineage: Eukaryota; Fungi; Ascomycota; Dothideomycetes; Pleosporales; Pleosporaceae. The transcript has 2 exons. The record is from RefSeq and is a predicted model, not a curated record. The coding region runs from base 1 to 477 and encodes 158 amino acids.